This is a messenger RNA of Macrosiphum euphorbiae (potato aphid), 1107 nucleotides long. Lineage: Eukaryota; Metazoa; Arthropoda; Insecta; Hemiptera; Aphididae. The record is from the annotation of a GenBank genome assembly.
AUGGAAACCAAUCAUCCAGUGCCGUCGGCGCGAGUUAUUGAUGCCGUGGAGAACAUCAAACAUGAUCGUUCUGCAAGCCAAGGGGCCCUGAUCAACAAUAUAAGUCACAUGCCAACAUUUGGUUUACCAGCUAGUGCCUAUGAAUUAAAUUCCAAUGCUCGAUUAACUAUCAGAUUUGAUAGAGAAAUGUUCAACAGUAGUCUAUUUGAGAGUGAAAUAGAAAUCAGUCCAGCAUUUCGAUUUAAUAGAAAUGACUUAUUCAGACCUCCCCAUUUUGAUUUCAGUCAUAGAAGUAGCACAUUGUUAAAUGGACAAUUCUCUACAUCUAAAGAAAUGGGUCAAAAUUUAGAUACCAAAAAGCAUUUGCAUGAGUUUGGGUUGAAAAAAGCCGAGGUUAAAGCCAAACCAUUUAAGUGCGAUGUGUGCAAAAAAUCCUUCUCUAGUUCUGGUGGUUUGACUGUCCAUUACAGAACACAUACAGGGGAUAAGCCAUUUAAAUGUCAUGUGUGCAACAAAGAAUAUUCUUGUGCUAAUGGUAUCUUAUACCAUCAGAGAACCCAUCACUUUUUGCAAGAUACAAAACCGCUGAAGUGUGAUGUAUGUGACAAGCUGUUCUCCAGCAUUGGUGGUCUGACUGUUCACUACCGUUCUCACACUGGUGACCGGCCAUUUAAGUGUGAUGUGUGUUUUAAAACAUUUACUAGUUCCAGUCACUGCAAGUAUCAUCAAAAGUCUCAUUCGCAGUUGAUUACCAAAAAAACCUUGAAAUGUGAUGUUUGUAGCAAAUUGUUCUCCAGUUCAGGUGGCCUUGUAGUUCAUUACAGAAUGCAUACUGGUGAUCGUCCAUUCAAGUGUGAAGUUUGCUUCAAGUCAUUUACCAGUUCCAGUCAUUUCAAAUACCACCAAAAAUCUCAUGUGAUUUCAAAUGAUAAAAAAACAUUGAAGUGUGAUGUAUGUGAUAAAUUAUUUUCUAGCGCCGGUGGACUAGUUGUUCAUUACCGUACACAUACUGGCCAUAGACCAUUCAAAUGUGAAAUUUGCUUAAAAUCUUUCACAAGCUCAAGUCACUUCAAAUAUCAUCAAAAAACCCACAUGGUUAAUGGCUGA